ACUAUUUCAUGUUUUGUUUCUGUCAUUUUGCCGGGAAUUUUCGCUAUCCAUUCAUCAUUGAACAACGCAAAUAAAUUUGCCCGGUGCAAGUUUUUCCGUAUAAUUACUAAUUAGUAAGACUAUUAUUAAAAGCGUAAUAACUGGAAAUGGCUCCAAGAACUGCCAAAACAAAGAAAACAGAGGUCAAAACAAAAGGAAAAAAUAUUGAGGGACCUACAACUAAUCUAAAAGAUGAUGUUGACAUGAAUGGAAAGUCUGCACCAGUUAUCGAAAAGACAACCAAACGUGGCAAAAGGAAAGCUGCUAAUGAUUCAAGUGAACAAGAACAAAUUAAUAAUAUAAUUGAAGAAACUGCACAACCUGCUAAAAAAGGUAAAAAGGGUGUUGAAGUUGAAACUUCUGAAGAGAAAACUGUGUCCAAUGAUAUUGUUGAAAAUGAAUCUGUAUCUGAUCAAAAUGGUGACACAAAUGGCGAAGCUAAUGGAGGUACUGACGAAAUACCCACUGCUAAAGGUAAAAAGAGACCAACUAAGAAAGAACAGGCAGUAGAAAAAAAUGCUGAUAUCAAGCCAAAAGAGACUGUGAAAAGUCGAAAAAAUACUAAACAAGAAAAAGCUACCAGUGAAGCAAUAGAAGAAGGAGAAAUAGAAGAAAAACCAGUAGCUAAAAAGAGAGGCCGAAAACCUCAACCAAAGCUUGAUGAGAAAUCCAAACCAGAGGAAAGCAAUGAAACAGUUGAAGAGGAAGCUAAGUCUGAUUUGCCAACUAAAGAUAAAAAGAAAGGCGUUAAAGCAGCAGCUGUUAAAGAAAAUACUCCUGAUAGUGAGAAAGAUGAAUCUCAGGAAGGAAAACCAGUAGAAGAAAUUAAAAAAAAGGAAACUAAAGGUAGGAAAGGUCUAGGAAAGAAAGCACAGGUUAAAGAAGAGGUAAAAGAAAAGAGUGAAAACAAAGGUAAAGGUGAUGUAAAAGAAACCACAGAAGAAGAUAAUGCAGAUGGGAAAGCUAAAACUGUUAAAGCAAAGCGAUCGACAAAGAACAAAGUAGCUGAAACAGCAGCCCCUGCUGAAGAGGAACCCCAAGAUACAGGCGAACCAAAGAAGAAGAAGAGGGCUACAGCAGAGGAUACAAAGAAGAAAGCACCGCCUAAAAAUAAAGCGACGACAGACUAUGACAGUUUAGAUUUUUCAAAUUCAUCAAAAAAUGCACAAGGCAAAGAAUGGAACUACAAAAUAGCCAGUUGGAACGUCGACGGUAUAAGGGCUUGGCUGUCGAAAGGUGGACUGGACUAUAUACAGCAUGAGAAACCAGAUAUUUUAUGUCUACAAGAAAUAAAAUGUUCCCAGGAGAAAUUACCAAAUGAAGUAACCAACUUGCCGGGCUACCACGCUUAUUGGCUGUGCAGUGACAAAGACGGGUAUGCAGGCGUGGGCAUCUACACAACGAAACUAGCUAUGAACGUUACAUACGGCCUACAAAACGAGGAGUUGGACAAUGAAGGGCGUAUAAUAACAGCUGAAUACGAACACUUUUAUCUGAUUUGUACUUACGUCCCUAAUGCUGGACGUAAUCUAGUCACACUUCCCAAAAGACUACAAUGGAAUGAGGAGUUUCGCAAAUAUGUUAAUGAGUUAGAUAAGAAGAAACCUGUGAUAAUAUGCGGUGACAUGAAUGUAGCGCAUAACGAAAUAGAUUUAGCAAACCCCAAGACAAACAAAAAGAAUGCCGGUUUCACAAUAGAGGAGCGCACUGGAAUGACGGACUUGCUCGGUGACGGGUUUGUGGACACGUAUCGUCACCUCUAUCCGGACAAAACAGGCGCCUACACAUUCUGGACGUACAUGAUGAAUAGCAGGGCUAAAAAUGUUGGGUGGCGUCUGGACUACUUCAUAGUGUCUCAAAGGUUUUUGCCGUCACUUUGCGACAACGUAAUCAGAGGCGGCGUUUAUGGCAGUGACCAUUGUCCAAUUUCACUCUUCCUACAUCUUAGCAGUGCUGAGAAACCUAAAUAGUUAUACAGUUCAAAUAUAAGUUAUGUUUAAAAAAUUUAUAGAAUAUGGACACUUCUUAUGUAAUGGACUCAUUUUGAGAAAAACAUUUUUUUUUUUAUAGGUACAUUUUUGUUCUUUUUGAUUUUCGAUUUAUUUCAUCACAUUUUCUGAGAUAAUAAAACGUUGUAUUUCCUUAA
Molecule: messenger RNA, 2185 nt
Organism: Galleria mellonella (greater wax moth)
Lineage: Eukaryota; Metazoa; Arthropoda; Insecta; Lepidoptera; Pyralidae
Product: DNA-(apurinic or apyrimidinic site) endonuclease
Exons: 6
Coding region: 147-2009 (620 amino acids)
Biological process (GO): base-excision repair
Cellular component (GO): nucleus
Molecular function (GO): DNA-(apurinic or apyrimidinic site) endonuclease activity; phosphoric diester hydrolase activity; DNA binding
Source: RefSeq, a predicted model, not a curated record